GCAUCUUCCCUCAUUGCCUCUUCAUUAGGGAAAUUCCAAGGCAUGACUGAAGAAAUACCUAAAUGAAAAGAUGACAUUAUAAAUAGCCAUUUAGGUAUCAGUUACUACGUGAGCAGCGUGUUAAUGAUUUGUGCACAUUAUAUUAUCGUGACAGUCAUAUGACAUGUAGAUAUUUUUACUCUCAAUUAAUAGUAAGAAAACUAAGAAUCAGAGACCUUGAAUAACCAGAUUAAGACUACCAGGCCAGUUAGUGGCUGGGUCAGAUUUUAGAGCUUUGGAAACCAGUUAAACUCACUGAAGGUCCCAGGGCUAACGUUAAGCUGGGGCGGCCCACUAGCAAUUGCUGAAGUUUAACUCAGUUUAUUCUAGAGACAGCCCUUUCCCAGAGUCCAGAGAUCACCUAGCGGCCCAGUUUAAAGUCACCAGAAACUCAGGCCCCGCCUCUUCGGCCGGCGCAGGCCUUUUUCCUCCCGCCGCGGUUCGGCGGAUCUCCACCCCUGCUCUGUGGCCUUCGCGGCGGCCUUCAUUCGCCUGCGACCGUGUCGCCGUGACUGACGUCACGGGCAUCGGCCCUCCCCAUUGGCCCAUUUCAAUAGUCGCGGGAUACUUGAACUGCACGAACAGCCGCCGCUCCGGCGGGCUGUUCGCUACAUCUUGGGGGCGUCUUUAGCCCUCCACGCCCGAGAGUUCCUGCCUACGCCUUUCGCAACCUCUUCGGAGCUGCGCGAUCCCAAGAGAGCAGGCUGGCCCAGGCUGUGGCGGCUGGCUACGAUUGGAGCGUUUCUCGGCGGGGUCGGCGGGACGGAGUACACGCUGCUUGGCGCCGCAGGCUGAUCCCGCCGCAACCCCGGGAGCAGUGAUGUUGGGCAGCUCCGAGUCCGGUCCUGCGGCCCGCGAGGCGGGCUCAUCGCUGCUAACAUUGCAGCAUACGGCGCUCCAAGAGGACCAGGAGAACAUCAACCCUGAGAAGGCGGUGCCCGCCCAGCAGCCACGGACCCGGGCGGGGCUGGCGGUACUGAAGGCCGGGAAUCCGCGCGUUCCAGCGCCGCAGCAGAGGCCCAAAACACGACGGGUUGCUCCUCUUAAGGAUCUUCCUGUAAAUGAUGAACAUGUCACUGUUCCUCCCUGGAAAGCAAACAGUAAACAGCCUGCAUUUACCAUUCAUGUGGAUGAAGCAGAACAAGAGACUCAGAAGAGGCCAGCUGAAUCUAAAAAAACAGAACAUGAAAAUGUACUGGCUUUUAAUUCAGCUAUUACUUUACCUGGACCAAGAAAACCACUGGUACCUCUUGAUUAUCCAAUGGAUGGUAGUUUUGAGUCACCGCAUACUAUGGAUAUUUCAAUUGUGUUAGAAGAUGAAAAGCCAUUGAGUGUCAAUGAAGUCCCAGACUACCAUGAGGACAUUCACACAUACCUUAGGGAAAUGGAGGUAAAAUGUAAGCCUAAAGUGGGUUACAUGAAGAAACAGCCAGACAUCACUAACAGUAUGAGGGCUAUCCUUGUGGACUGGUUAGUUGAAGUAGGAGAAGAAUAUAAACUACAGAAUGAGACCCUGCACUUGGCUGUGAACUACAUUGAUAGGUUCCUUUCAUCGAUGUCUGUGUUGAGAGGAAAGCUUCAGCUUGUGGGCACUGCUGCUAUGCUGUUGGCCUCAAAGUUUGAAGAAAUAUACCCCCCAGAAGUAGCAGAGUUUGUGUACAUUACAGAUGAUACCUAUACCAAGAAACAGGUCCUGAGAAUGGAGCACCUAGUUUUGAAAGUGCUUGCUUUUGAUCUAGCUGCACCAACAGUAAAUCAGUUUCUUACUCAAUACUUUCUGCACCAGCAUUCUGCCAACUGCAAAGUUGAAAGUUUAGCAAUGUUUUUGGGAGAAUUAAGUCUCAUAGAUGCUGACCCUUAUCUAAAGUACCUGCCAUCAGUUAUAGCUGCAGCAGCUUUUCAUUUAGCACUCUACACAGUCACAGGACAGAGCUGGCCUGAAUCUUUAGUUCAAAAGACUGGAUAUACCUUGGAAAGUCUUAAGCCUUGUCUCAUGGACCUUCACCAGACCUACCUCAGAGCACCACAGCAUGCACAACAGUCAAUAAGAGAAAAAUAUAAAAGUUCAAAGUAUCAUGGUGUUUCUCUCCUCAACCCACCAGAGACACUAAAUGUGUAACAGUGAAAGACUG
Messenger RNA from Enhydra lutris kenyoni (northern sea otter), 2171 nucleotides. RefSeq names its product cyclin A2. Gene Ontology annotation, biological process: mitotic cell cycle phase transition; regulation of cyclin-dependent protein serine/threonine kinase activity. Bases 860 to 2158 code for a protein of 432 amino acids. The record is from RefSeq and is a predicted model, not a curated record. NCBI's taxonomy places the organism in Eukaryota, Metazoa, Chordata, Mammalia, Carnivora, Mustelidae. The transcript has 8 exons. Gene Ontology annotation, cellular component: cyclin A2-CDK2 complex; cytoplasm; nucleus. Gene Ontology annotation, molecular function: cyclin-dependent protein serine/threonine kinase regulator activity.